Phasianus colchicus (ring-necked pheasant) is the source of this 765-nucleotide messenger RNA. RefSeq names its product ATP synthase F1 subunit delta (gene ATP5F1D). Lineage: Eukaryota; Metazoa; Chordata; Aves; Galliformes; Phasianidae. Gene Ontology annotation, molecular function: proton-transporting ATP synthase activity, rotational mechanism. Gene Ontology annotation, biological process: proton motive force-driven ATP synthesis. The record is from RefSeq and is a predicted model, not a curated record.
CCGCUCGCCCUUCGCCGCCGCCGCCCGCCAUGAUCCGCGCCCGGCAGCUCCUCCGCCUCGCGGCGCUGCCGCCGCCCCGCGCCCGCUCCUACGCUGAUGCUGCGGCCGGGCCGGCGGCCAUGGCCUUCACCUUCGCCUCCCCCACGCAGGUGUUUUACAACGGUGCCAACGUGAAGCAGGUGGACGUGCCCACCCUGACCGGCUCCUUCGGCAUCCUGGCCUCCCACGUCCCCACGCUGCAGGUCCUGAAGCCGGGAGUGGUGACGGUGUACGGAGAGGACGGAACGGCCACCAAAUACUUCGUGAGCAGUGGCUCCGUCACGGUCCAUGCAGACUCCACGGUGCAGGUGCUGGCAGAGGAGGCGGUGACGAUGGACAUGCUGGAUCUGGCUACUGCAAAAUCAAACCUGGAGAAGGCCGUUUCAGAGAUGGCUGCAGCGUCCGACGAAGCUGCUAAAGCCGAAGCCCAGAUUAAAGUGGAAGCCAACGAGGCUCUCGUCAAAGCCUUGGAGUAACGGGGUUGGGAGGCUCUCCGUGCAGCGCUGUGCUGUGCCUGGCAGCGAGGCUGAACCCAUUGCUCUGCUCUGCUCACCCUGCAUUCAGACCGACUCCGCCUCCGUGUGUUGCAGGAAUCCCACUGACGCUCUAGAAAAACCCCAGACUGUCCUACUUGUUCUGGCUUCCCCGUUGGUAUACAGAUGGUGUGGGACAAACGGAGGCGGACAAACUGCUCCGAUCAAUUAAAAGGAAAUGCAGUCCUGUCUU